Phasianus colchicus (ring-necked pheasant) is the source of this 7413-nucleotide messenger RNA. RefSeq names its product tumor protein p53 binding protein 1 (gene TP53BP1). NCBI's taxonomy places the organism in Eukaryota, Metazoa, Chordata, Aves, Galliformes, Phasianidae. Gene Ontology annotation, molecular function: histone binding. The record is from RefSeq and is a predicted model, not a curated record. Gene Ontology annotation, cellular component: nucleus. Gene Ontology annotation, biological process: DNA damage checkpoint signaling; positive regulation of transcription by RNA polymerase II.
UGUUGCUUUGUCGUUGCUAUUCUGAAAACGAUUUAACGUUAAAAACAAAUGCCAGGUUGAUAAUCCUUAAUUACUAAUUAAGCCCAGACAUGAACCCAGAGUGCUGGAUGGCACUGCUGUGAGCUGGUGUGAGGAUAGAGAUGAGACAGCUGAAAAAGAGCUGAGAAGGAACUCUAGGUGGCAGCCAUGCUCUUUAGGUACGGAGGUGAUUCAAUGACAGGAUGGGGCUGGGAUGAGCAAGAAAUGUCUGCUCUCCCUGGCUGAGGGGAUGUAGUUUCCUGGGACGACGGAGGCCAAACUGGCCUAGCUGUUGUUGACCGUCUGGGGUUCUUUUGCCGAGGAGAAUCCCAGGGAUGCAGUCUGCAACGUACAAUGCCAUACGUUGUGUUUUCAGUCUGGAGGCUCUGGAGUGAGCCCAGAUGCAGAACAGAAACAGCUCUUCUAGAAGCCCUUCUCCCACGUGCCAGAACGCCUCCAGGCGCUGUUCUGCUGUCGGCUGCGCCCCUUUGUCAGCAGCGUUAUGCGCGGGGCUGCAGGAACUCAAAACGUCCACAGGGGGGCGCUGUGGUGACGCGGUUAGCAUCGGGGGAGCCGUGAGCACGGAUGGACCCGAGCGCUGCGCCGGCUCUCGCUCUUCGGAGUCACCCAGAGAAGCAGAGCCGGGCCCUUAUCUUGCAAUCGGAGAAAUAAGAGAUACAGCGCUGAGGGCCGUGGCCGUAGACCGGGCCCCGCCCCUCUUCGCCCGGCGAUUCUCGGCCCCGAGGAGCGGCGCGGGCGGAGCUCAGCGCGUUGCCGCCCGCUGAUGUCAGCGGGGCGGGGAUGGGGCUCCGGUGCCCCCGCUUCAGCCCGAGGAGGCGGCUCAUGCUGCAGGCACCUGUCUGCGAGUAGGCCAAUCAUGCGCGGGCAGAUGCACGGACCGCUGUUGUCGCUUUGCGGCCGUUCCCUUCCGCCUUUGUUGCUGCGCGCUGUCGGCACUGCAGGAGCGCCUUCGUUCGAGCGCGUCUUCCUGGGCGGUAAUGAAGAGCUGUGCUCUCUAGAAGCAGCUGAUUAGAAAAUAGCUGCUGGAAGGAUGGAGGCGCAGAAGAUAUGCGAAGAGAGAUGCGGUUGUGUAAUAUAUCUAUCCGGCAAUGAGCUUAUUAAUUACGAACUUAAAGGGAAGACGACAGCAAGCUUGGAAACAACAGUGAGCCCAGCAAAAUCAGUACCGGAGCACCGCAGAGGUCAAAAAAAGCUAUGAGCGAAAUGCUCGUGCGCAGAAGGCAGCUGCACUUUCUGUUCUGCUGAACGUUCGGGAUGUUUACAGCUCUUGUUUACAGUUCCAUUUAAUCUUGAGAGUGAACGUAAAGGAAGCCGAGCCCCGUUCCCCCCGCGGGGUGAUUCUGCGCAUGCGCACCACCGCCGCGCUUCUGAGCGGCGCCCGCGUCUCCCCGGUAACCGCGGCUCCAAUCCGCGCGCUGCAAGAUGGCGGCCGCGGGAAGCGCGGCGCGCGGCGGCGGAGGGGCGUGGGGUCGGGGCGUUCGGUAGAGAGGCGUUCGGUAGGGGCGGUCCCGGCCCUCGCGGCGCCGCGCAUGGAGCCUGCCGGCAGCCCGCUGGACCCCGGGCUCUCGCAGCAGGGAACGCCGCGUCUGAUCGUGGAGGACUCGCAGCCCGAGGGCGCGGGCCCGGAGCGGGACGCGGAGCGGGCCCGGCUCGGCGUGCUGGCUCGCCGGCUGCCGCUGCGGCGGAGCCCCGUGCUGGAGAUCGUCCGCGGGGCGGCCCGGGAGCGGCCCGCAGCUGGGAGCCGUGCGCCUGGCCGCGCUGACGGCGCGGUGCUCGCGGGGCCGAUGGAGAGCGCCGCCGAGGAGGUGCCGCCGCCCGGCCCGGACAGCAGUGCCCGUGGGAAGGCCGCAGAAAGAUGCGAAGAGGACGAUGAGGACAGUCCUGCCUCGCCGUACGCGGAAGAUACAGGAACAUCACAGCUGCAGUUUGGAGUUCUGGAGCUCUCACAGAGCCAGGACCUGGAGAGUGAUGUCGCACCCGAUGAAGAUGUUAGGAAUCAGCUUCACUCUGGAGCUGCUAUCUUUUCUUCUUCCAGAACUGUGAAGAGUGAUAUUAAGGAUGAACUGAAUGUCAAAAGCAGGGAAACUGUCACCAGCAUAGAAACACGUUCUGCUUUGGAGGGUCAACUGAAGGCGUUUAAAGGAACACUGCUGGAUGCAGAAGAACAUUCCAGGAAAGAGAUGCCUGUCUCUGAUUCACCUAAAACUGAGAAAUGUGCUGACUCUGGUCACGAGGAGUUGGAUAUCUUGUCGACUCAGGAAGAAAUGUUUCCUGAAAAUAAUGUAACAGGGAGUGACUGCCUUGUAACCAGAGUGGAAGAGGGAAGUUCUCUGGCAUGUACCCCUGCCCGCAGUCUGCACCUCCUGCAGCUCUCUGGACAGGGAUCCCUUGUACAGGAGAGCUGUUCCACUGGCUCUCAAGGUGUAGUUGUUCCUUCUCCUGUUGGCCUAGCAUCCAAUGCUCUCAUCCCUGGCAGUCCUACUGAACAGGACCAAUCAAAAGAUGAACACGUGGAUGUUUCUACCGCUGCAGAAGGAAGAGAGCUGGUGCAGAAGGGACAGAAGGAAAAGAGACUGAUGCAAGAGGAGCAGAAGGGAGUUGAGCUAGUGGAGAUGGUUAUUCCACCAAGGCCUCCUGUCCUGCCACAGGCUUCAACUCCAGUGUCCCAGAGUGCCCCAGCCUUCUUUCCUGAAUCUUUACCUAUACCAUCACAACCAGUGUUUUCUCAUGAUAUCUUUGUUCCAACUCAGAGUCCAGAGAAGAAUGAGGGAGAAGAAAAAGCUGCUGUUUCAACCUAUUCAUGUGUACCAGGAGACCUUUCUGGGCCCACAGAUGCUUUGUCAAAGAUGCCUGCAGAAGACUCUGUGUCACAGCCUUCUGAGUCCUGUAAUCUGAUGCUUUCUGCAAGUGGAUGCAGCCAGCCCACAAACAUAGAAAUCAGUUCAGACUCUCUGAAAACUGGCCAUGAUAAUGAAGCUACACAGAUCCAGGUAACUUCUGAAUGUAGUAUUUCAGACUUGAGACUGUCUUCUGUGGAGAAUGAUGACAGAAAAAUGAGGCUGGAUGCAGGCCAUCAAGCCCUCUCUGAGAACUGUGAAAAACCAAAAAAGGAGGAUAUACGUUCUUCAGGAAAGCCUGUAAUGCAGUUAGGUAGUACAGAAAUAGCAGGAGAUGAGACAUCAGGCCCUGCAGCCCAUCAGGCUCAGGGGUGUAUUUCUGGAAGUCAGGCUGCUGCGGAUCAGUCUUGCCCUGAGAUUUCAUCCUGUGGUGACAGGAGAGAAGCUCAGUUAAAGGGUUAUUCACUAAAAGAGAGUUCUCAAUAUGAGGCAAUUCCUGAGACUCAGCCUGAAGAACAGGAAGAAAAGAUGCAUAUAGAAGAGAAACAAAUGAAUGAAGAUGAGUCUCUUGUUAACAUGACUGUUUCUGAGAGGUUCCUUCUUGAAAGGAAGGUAGAGCACCAUGAAGAGAUGGAAGUAGAAUUUGCUGGUGGUUCUUGUGAAAAUAGCAAAAAACUGCCUGAGACUCAAGAACUCGGAAAGAUUAGACCAGAAUGCUGCCGAAAAGAAACUUUAAAAGAUGGUACUUCUGGCACUGGAGAAGCAAAGAAUGUAGAUAAACUGUCCUUUAAAGCUGCUUCAGAAAGCAUGCCAAAGCUGAAUGAAGUUUUAUCUAAGCCUUCUGUAGGGGAGUUAUUAGAACAGCACAAUUUGUUUCCUAAAUUAAAGAUUGACAUUCCAUCUGAGAUGGCAUUGUGUGCCAAAAGCCAUGCAGAAAGGUCAGAGUUACAUCAGAUAAUAGAGACUCAACCACCGCAACAAGAGAGGGAAGCUGACAUACUGAUGACUCAGCAGGAGAAUCAGGUGCCAAAGAAUACAGCGAUUACUGCUAUGACAGUGAAUCCGGAGCAAGAAGAGCAGAUGCAGCAAGAGGAGCAGGCAGCUGCUAAGUCCCCCAGUCCUUCCAAUGGAACACCAUUUCAUUUUGCUUUGCCAAAGGAGGGUGAUACCAUUCAACCACUGACCAGUGUAACGCCACCUCUCACUGGCCAACUUAAAAUGGGACCUAGAAGACACAGCACACCAAUUGUGGAUGAUAGUUGCCCAGACAGCACGAUAGCAACUAGUGACGUUACAGCAGAGGGCACAAUGGGGACCAACAGUGUCACUGUGGAAAGUGCAGUGGUGUCAGCAGACGUGUCAGAAGUGUGUGAAAAAGGAGAUUCUUGUGCAGUUCCUGAGGCUGAUGUAAAACUCUCUCUACGAAUGAACCUUGUUACCCCCAUGAAUGAUGGGAGUGAUGAGUCCCUACCAUUCAGCUUGGAAAAGCCCACAGCCAGUGACAGGAAAAUUGGAUUCUCUGCUGCUGCCAGCUCCCAGAAAGCAUCAUCUGUAUUUAGUCGUGUCUGUGAAGUUCGGCGAGAGGAGGAGACUAGAGACCACAGCCUUUCAGCUUCUCCAUUUAGGGGAAAUCUAUUCAGCUUUCCUGGCGCAGAAAAGAAUGCUGAAAUAUGUGAAAAUCCUGGUAAUCAGCAACACAGAGCAGAUGACAGUGGUGGACAGCUUCUAAUACUUCAGAGACUGCAGCAGGGCUGCCAUCAACAACCUUCUUGUACAGAGCAGAAAGAGUCAGCGGAGGCUGGUAUUGUAACAACGCAGGUGGAAGAAGGGGCAAGAAUGCAGCAGAAACCAAGUAAGGUGGUUGCAGUUGAUGAAAGCCAAGGGAAGCAGGCUGAUACCAAUACUAAAGGGAUUCAAACUGCAGCAGACUGUCUUUUUACCCCAACAACUGUUACAACAGCAACACAAACAGCAGAAGGAACUUGCAGGCGAGUGGAUGUGGGAACCAGUAUGUGUGGGCAAAGACCUGGGCGACAAGAUGUAAACAUCCAAACUGAGGAGGGUGGACAAAAGCUUGUGAAUACCUCUGCAGAAGACACAGACUCUCUACACAGUCAGGGAGAGGAUGAAUUUAACCUUCAUCCUCCCAGAGGUCAGGUUCAGCGUCGACACGUGCGAACUAUUCGAGAGGUGCGCACUGUGGUUACCCGUGUUAUAACUGAUGUUUACUACAUAAAUGGUGCAGAGGUGGAACGGAAGGUAGUUGAGGAAACUGAGGAGCCUGUAGUGGAGUGCCAGGAGUGUGAGACUGACACGUCUUCCUCUAGAACUACAGUUGGCUCAUCGCUGACUUCAGGGGACCUUGGUGAUGUCAGCUCCUUUUCUUCUAAGGCCUCAAGCCUCCACCGCACAUCCAGUGGAGCAAGCAGCAGUCUCUCUGCCACACACAGCAGCAGUUCAGCACGAGGAACUGGAGCUGUCAAAGGGAAAAUGUGUGGUACAGAAAGUGGAGAGUUUGCUUUACCCAUUGGCAGAGGUGUCUUAGGAAAACUGAGUCCUAGGAAAGGAGUUGCACAACCAGUAUCUCCUCUCAGAGUUAGUCAGGCAGGAGCAGCACUUCUGUGUGAGGAAGAGGAGGACUCUAUGCUUGGUACUCGCCAGGGUGGCAAAGCACCUGUGACACCUCGUGGGCGAGGAAGAAGAGGCCGCCCACCGUCCCGAACAACUGGAACAAGAGAUUUGGCUGGAAUUCCUGUUGUGGAGGAUCUCUCAACUACAGGAUCGCCUGAGGAGAAAUCGUUUGUUCGUACAAUUCGCCUACCAGAUGGAGGGGAGAAAUCUGACACAUCUGGCUUCUGUGCUUUACGUCGAAGUGAUUCUCCAGAAAUCCCAUUACAGGUGGUGGCUGGUCCUUCAGACUGUGCAGACUCAUCUGCUGGGAGCAGCUUUGUGGGCCUCAGGGUUGUAGCAAAGUGGUCUUCAAAUGGGUACUUCUAUUCUGGGAUGAUUACUCAAGAUGUUGGAGCGGGGAAGUACAAACUUCUCUUUGAUGAUGGAUAUGAAUGCGAUGUACUAGGAAAAGAUAUUUUACUCUGUGACCCUAUCCCACUGGAGACUGAAGUAACUGCGCUCUCAGAGGAUGAGUACUUCAGUGCAGGUGUAGUGAAGGGGCACCGGAAGGAGUCUGGAGAGCUGUAUUACUGCAUUGAAAAGGAAGGCCAGAGGAAGUGGUACAAGCGAAUGGCUGUUAUCCUGUCUCUGGAACAAGGAAAUAAGCUCCGAGAGCAGUUUGGACUAGGUCCUUAUGAGCCUGUCACCCCCCUGACUAAGGCAGCUGACAUCAGUCUUGAUAAUCUUGUGGAGGGGAAGCGGAAGCGACGCAGCAACCUUGUCUCUCCCAGCACCUCCAGCAGUAGUACAACUCCCACUCGUAAAGGAAUGGAAAGUCCGCGUGUGCCACCAGGUGUGCUUUCUGGCAAAAGGAAACUUGUUGCUUCUGAGGAAGAGAGAUCCCCAGCUAAACGUGGCCGUAAGUCAGCAACAGUAAAGCCUGGGGCUGUGAAAACAGGAGAAUUUGUGAGUACCUGUGAAGGUGUAGAUCCCCCAGUACUGGAGGACCAUCAUGGACCAUUGCCACAGAAUAAGACCCUCUUUUUGGGCUAUGCCUUUCUCCUCACCAUGGCAACACCCGGUGACAAACUGGCCAAUUGCCUGAAGCCUUCAGAUGGUCCUGCAGGGAGUAGUGAGGAGGAAGAAGAAUUCUUAGAGAUGACUCCGUAUAACAAACAUUAUAUAGCACAGCAGCUGCGAGCAGGAGCUGGCUAUAUCCUGGAAGACUUCAAUGAAACACAGUGUAAUGCAGCAUAUCAGUGUCUUUUAAUUGCGGAUCAGCAUUGUCGAACACGGAAAUACUUGCUGUGCCUUGCCCGAGGGAUCCCUUGCGUGUCUCAUAUCUGGGUUUAUGAUAGCUGUCAUGCUAACCAGCUUCAAAAUUAUCGAAAUUACCUUUUGCCAGCUGGUUAUAGCCUUCAGGAGCAAAAACUGCUAGAAUGGCACCCACGAGAAAACCCAUUCCAUAACCUGAAGGUUCUCCUGGUAUCAGAUCAGCAGCAGAACUUCCUGGAUUUGUGGUCUGAAAUCCUUAUGACUGGGGGAGCAUCUUCUGUUAAACAGCAUUUUUCAAAUGCUAACAAUAAAGAUAUUGCAUUGGGUGUUUAUGAUGUGGUGGUGACUGAUCUUUCCUGCCCAGCUGUUGUCUUGAAGUGCGCGGAGGCAUUAAGACUCCCUGUUGUCUCACAAGAAUGGGUGAUCCAGAGCCUUAUUGCUGGAGAGAGAGUAGGCUACAACAAGCAUCCAAAAUACAAACAUGACUAUGUCCCUCAUUAAGCUGAAACUUUGUCCUGCUGUCCCACCAUUGUGCAGACUGUUUUAAUCAGGUUUUAAAUGUUUGUGGAAUUGGACAGCGUGCAUGAUUUAUUGUAUAUAGUUUUAUCUGCUGAACUUUUAUCAUGAAAUAAAUGUUCAAUCUCUUGUGUUA